AAUCCAAUUUGUAAGAAGGGAGAGCACUCUUAGAAUGUAAAUAUCACGCAUUCAGCAGCUGAUUCAAGUUUAUGUCAUUUCACAACGUAAGACAUUUUCAUGAUUAAUUUCAUCAUAUAUGUCUGGUAAUAUUGUGAAAUCCUUGCUUCAGAAGUGUGUUCAGUAUUGUAAAGAAGGUCUUGGCGGACAUGUCAUAAACAAGCGAAAAAUGGCUCAGCCAAAAUUUGUAAGGAUUGGGGAUUUUGAAGUUUUUGCUUGGUCAAUAUCUGGAAUUGAGACGUCAGUUGUUGUUAAGAAUCCUGCAGACGGUUUUGUUUGCUGUUUUGAUAUGGGCUGUUCAAGUCGAGAAAAUGUCAAAUGCAAAUCAGUUAUGAUCAGUCAUGGACAUAUGGAUCACAUAUCAUCUGUGCCUCAGCAUAUAAAAAAGCGGGAACUUUAUGGUGCAAAACAAGCCUCCUACUAUGUACCAAAAUAUCUUGUUGAGGAAGUAAAGGAACUUUGCACAACAUAUGCUAAAAUAUGUGAAAACUCAGAAGGUUUAAAAUAUCCAUGCAUUGUUGGGGUAGAUCCAGGUGAUGAAAUUAAGCUUAAUAAAGGUUACCAUGCAAAUAUAUUUCCCACAGUUCAUAGGGUGAAAAGUCAGGGAUACAUUGUGUAUAAAGCAAGAAAACAGUUAAAGCCAGAAUAUCAGGGCCUAUCUUCCAGAGAAAUUGGAGAAAAAAUAAGAGAUGGAGAAACUGUUCACACAAAACCUAUU
Molecule: messenger RNA, 757 nt
Organism: Ruditapes philippinarum (Manila clam)
Lineage: Eukaryota; Metazoa; Mollusca; Bivalvia; Venerida; Veneridae
Exons: 3
Source: RefSeq, a predicted model, not a curated record